Nezara viridula (southern green stink bug) is the source of this 1203-nucleotide messenger RNA. The record is from the annotation of a GenBank genome assembly. Lineage: Eukaryota; Metazoa; Arthropoda; Insecta; Hemiptera; Pentatomidae.
GUCGCCAUAACUUGUAAACAGUUCAGCGUCUGUCAACAAGCCAUGGGAGGGAAGUCUGCCACUAAAAAUAAGAAAAGGAAAUCUACUCCUCCAGAUAAUAAUAAAGAGGAACAGGCCCCUGAAUAUACAGUAACAAAAAUUGUUGACAGGCGCAAGAUACAUGGUAAAACUCAGUAUAAAGUUCACUGGGAUGGAUAUAACACUGAUGAGGAAACAUGGGAAAAUGAAUCUCAGCUGAACUGUGAUGAAUUAAUUGACAAAUACCUCAAAGAUGAAAUUAAAUCCAAAGAAAGUGAUUCUGAAGAUGAUGAAACCGAAGAUGUGGAGGAUAAAGUUGAGGAAGAUCAAAUAGGAAAUAAAAAUAAGAAAAAGAGAGCAAAAAGUGGAGCCAAAAAGGAAUCAUUGUCUAAAAAACAAAAACCUGAUCCUGUGAAUGGCCAAGAUGAAUAUGAAGUAGAAAAAAUCAUCGAAAUGCACACUUUACGGAAUGGAAAACACGAAUUCCUCGUUCGUUGGCAUGGUUUUGGUAAAGAAGGAGAUACUUGGGAGCCUGAAGAGAACCUGAAAGGAACAGACAUUCUUACUAAAUUUUUAGAUAAAGUUAAAAAAGCUAAAGAUGUACCACAGAAAGAACUUCGUGUCCAUAGGGCACAUACUGAUAGGUACACAGCCAUGCCCCAAGGUGAAAAACGACGACAGAGUAAGAGAAAUGCUAACAGGCAGAGAGUGAAAUAUUAUGAUGCUGAAUAAGGUCAAGAGAUAACUUUAGCCAUAAUCAUCAUGGUUUAUUUUUUCACUCUUGCUUUGUUAGAAUUUAAAAAAAAUUCCUAUAUAAUUUUAUUUAUUAUUUAAUUGCAAUACAUGUUUUAUAUAAAUUUUUAUGUUGAAACAUAAUUGACCAAGUCAUUAGUUUCAGUGAAGUUUAAGUUUUGUAUUGUGUGAAGAAUUAGGAUUUAAUAUUGUUUCUAUAUUAUGUUUUCCCCCAUAAUUUUGACUUUUUUUAGUACCUACCAAAGCAUUCAUUUGUUAGAUAAAUGAAUAAGCUAGGAGGAGAUGGCUUGGUCAAUUUGGUGUAGUGCAUAUAUUUUUAUAAGAUCAGAGGUUUUUAUUUUUCUGUUUUUAUUUUUAAAAAUAUGCUUUUAUUAAUAGUUUAUUUAAAUGUUGGAUCAGAAACUAGUUUAUCUUUAAAAUUUUUAAUAGCCA